UUUGUUAUUUCAGUUCAAGGCAACAUAGAGCUAAUUGUUUCACUAUGUGUUCUUUCUGCAGCAUCAAAUGUUGGUUCAUUUUCUUCAACGGCAUCUUCUUGGCAUCUGGGGUCGCCCUCAUCACGAUCGGAGCGCUCCAGUACUCGACCUACUCGCAGAUCGGCACUUUUGCAGGGAGCAGCUUUUCCAAAAUUGCCAUCGUCCUCAUUGCAGUGGGCGCCACCAUCAUCCUUGUGUCCCUUUUGGGACACUGUGGGGCAUUCCUGAAUAAUUCUUCCAUGGUGUCUUGUUUCAUCUGCAUCCUGAUAAUCAUCGUCCUUUUGGAGAUAUUUACAGGAGCUGCUUUUUAUAUAUUUCGCAGCAGGACUGCCCUUCUGCAGAUGAACAGCGGGAUCAACACCCGAGCUCGUGCCGCGGUCUACGAAUACAGCCCAAAGGACAGACACGCCAUCAACAGGAUUCAGGAAAAGUUCAGCUGCUGCGGCGCCGACACUUCCACCGACUGGUCCAGAAGUGUGGGCUGGGGAAACCAAGAAGCUGUGCCAGAUUCCUGCUGCCCGGAGAAGAGAGAAGGCUGCGGACAUGACAAGGAUAAAGCUCACAAAAAGGGAUGCAUCUCAGCUAUAAAGCUCUUUCUGUUGAAGAAUCUGGUGUGGGUCGGCGGUGUUUGCAUUGCUCUCGGAAUAACAGAGGUGUUUGGUGUGGUAGUCGGACUAUGCCUCUGCCUGGACAUUAAACGCAAUAAUUAUGAGAAUGUCGACUAAUUCAUCAUCACAACCAUCUUCACACAUCUACA
Messenger RNA from Poeciliopsis prolifica (blackstripe livebearer), 796 nucleotides. RefSeq names its product CD63 antigen-like. The record is from RefSeq and is a predicted model, not a curated record. Lineage: Eukaryota; Metazoa; Chordata; Actinopteri; Cyprinodontiformes; Poeciliidae. Bases 45 to 764 code for a protein of 239 amino acids. Gene Ontology annotation, cellular component: membrane. The transcript has 7 exons.